Leptosia nina is the source of this 2145-nucleotide messenger RNA. Lineage: Eukaryota; Metazoa; Arthropoda; Insecta; Lepidoptera; Pieridae. The record is from the annotation of a GenBank genome assembly.
AUGGCCUGUGGUCAGAGACAAUGGCUAGCGGGGCUUAUAUGGGCCGCGCUUGGCUCCGUUUUGGCGGACUCGUGGACGACCUAUCAGGAGCAACCGUGCUGUCGCCCCGUUUCUCAUCAUCGCGUCCGCCAUCAUAGAGAUCACAUCAGAGAGUUCGCGUGUGGUACCCUUUUUUACCGUUCGUUAUACAUAAGUGAGGAAAGAAACACCCUCUACGUCGGCGCUAUGGACCGAAUUUUUAAACUUAACUUGACAGAUAUAAGCCAAUCACACUGUGAGAGAGAUGCGUUAUUGCUGGAAGCGAGUAAUGUAGCACGUUGUGUGAGCAAAGGAAAAUCGGAGCCGUUCGAAUGCAGAAACCACAUACGGGUGCUACAGCCGUUAGGUGAUGGAGAACGCUUGUACGUGUGCGGUACAAACGCUCAUAGCCCCAAAGACUGGGUGGUCUACUUAAAUCUAACGCACCUACCGCGGCACGAAUACGUGCCAGGAGUGGGCCUCGGUGUGGCCAAGUGCCCCUAUGACCCGGCGGACAACAGCACUGCAGUGUGGGUCACGAGGGGCAACCCCGGCGGCCUGCCAGCUCUUUACGCCGGGACAAAUGCCGAGUUCACUAAAGCGGAUCCAGUCAUUUUCCGAAAUGACCUAUUCGAUUUUCGGACGGGUCAGAAGAGAUUCAACUUCAAGAGGACGCUGAAGUACGACUCCAAAUGGUUAGACAAAACCAAUUUUGUGGGGUCGUUCGACGUUGGGGAGUACGUUUUGUUCUUUUUUCGGGAAACUGCCGUGGAGUUCAUGAACUGUGGUAAAGCUGUGUAUUCUCGUGUGGCGAGAGUGUGCAAACAGGACACCGGGGGGAAGCACAUACUGAGCCAAAAUUGGGCUACUUACUUAAAAGCCAGGCUCAACUGUAGCAUACCUGGCGAGUUUCCCUUCUACUUCGAUGAAAUACAAAGCGUGUACCAAAUGCCGGGUGAUCCGAGUAAAUUCUACGCCGCGUUCACGACUGGCGCCAGUGACGGCCUGGUCGGUUCAGCUAUUUGCACUUACACGAUGGAAGAUAUCCAAGAAGCUUUCGCUGGGAGGUUCAAAGAACAAGCAACAUCAAGUUCAGCCUGGUUACCAGUCCUGCGUGCCAGAGUGCCGGAACCGCGACCAGGCACGUGUGUCAACAACACCGAGGCCCUUCCUGAUAACGUGCUUAACUUUAUCAGAUCGCAUCCUUUAAUGGAUUCAGCAGUAAGGCAUGACGGUGAUACUCCUCCCUUCUACAAACGUGACCUAGUCCUUACUACCUUAGUUGUAGACCGGCAGACGGUUGAUAUGCUAGCUGAAGAUAUCACGUACACCGUCUUCUAUGCAGGAACAAGUGCCGGUGAAGUGUACAAGAUAGUACAGUGGGCUGGCGGCGGAUCCCGCGUGGCAGAUAUAUGGCGGGCAGCGGGCGAUGAACCCGUCCGUGCGCUCGCGCUGUCAAGGCUAACCCAUGCCCUUUAUCUGGCGACUGACAACAGAUUACGACAGCUGCCUUUGCAUGCCUGCGCCCAUCGUUACGACAGCUGUGUGCGGUGCGUACUAGAUCCGUAUUGUGGUUGGGACAAGGAAGUUGGAGCUUGUCGUCCUUACACCCCGGGGCUGCUUCACGAUGCCACUAAUUCAACGCCAUCUAUUUGUGAAGCCAGUGCUCCAUUGAAGACAGUGAGGGCCGGGUAUGGACAAAGCGUUCAUCUGGCUGCCUUCGCGAAGACUCCUCAAGCAUUGAGCGAUCAGAAUGUUGCUUGGUAUCAUCAUUCCAGGGAAAGAGGAAGAUACAAGAUCAGUUAUAAUUUCGAGCGAGUUCUGCUAACUUCGGAGCGGGGGCUGGUGUUGCUAGCUGUUACGGAAUCAGACCGGGGUCGGUACGAGUGCUACUUCGGGCCCACACUCGUAGCUUCCUACAAUUUAGAUAUCGAUAUUCACAGAUGUACGCAGCCGAAUAAAUCACAGGAAUACAGACAAGUGUACUCUGACUGGUGUCAUGAGUUUGAGAAGUAUAAGAGUGCCAUGAAAGCUUGGGAGUCCCGGCAAAUGCAAUGCUCGAAAAAUAUGAAUACAUCAAAUCAACAGAACAACUUGAGCAACGAGAUUGUAGCUUCACUACGGUGA